ACCAGUCCAUGUACUGUAAUAAAGAAGGACACACCUAUUUUCUCUGCUCCAUUGAAGAAAGUAAAACCAUUGCCCUUGUACCCAGUUCCUGUACGGCACCACACUUCAGAAGACCAACUUCUGCUAAGCAUCUGACCACAUUCAUCUGGAGUGCUCUCGUCUGCGGUUGAGGUGUUAAAAUGGCAAGCAGCUUCGCACGGAUUUUGUCCGGUAACAGGAAGGUCGGCAUCUUGUCGCUGGUCGGUGCGGGAUCUCUGACCGUCGGGUUCUUCUUGAACAGGGAGCAGCAUGUCAGCGCAGGAUCGAGCGUCCGAAGAAUCUAUCCCCCGAGUGCUGAAUAUCCAGAUUUGCGUAAGCACAAUAACUGUAUGGCCAGUCACCUGACUCCUGCCGUAUACGCAAAGCUGUGUGAUAAAUCCACUCCGAAUGGUUACACUUUGGACGAAGCUAUUCAGACUGGCGUGGACAAUCCAGGUCAUCCUUUCAUAAAGACAGUAGGAAUGGUGGCAGGAGAUGAAGAGUCAUAUGAGGUUUUUGCUGACAUCUUUAACCCAGUCAUCAAAGAAAGGCACAAUGGUUAUGACCCCUGCAACAUGAAACACCCCACUGACCUGGAUCCCAGUAAGAUACGAGGAGGCUUGUUUGAUGAGAAGUAUGUGCUGUCUUCUCGAGUCAGGACGGGCAGGAGUAUCCGAGGCCUGAGUCUCCCCCCGGCCUGCACCCGUGCUGAGCGCAGAGAGGUGGAGAGGGUUGUGGUUGAUGCUUUGGCAGGCCUAAAAGGGGAUUUGACUGGAAAAUACUUCAGCCUGACUGUAAUGACUGAACAGGAGCAGCAGCAGCUUAUUGAUGAUCACUUCCUGUUUGAUAAACCCGUGUCGCCAUUGCUGACAUGUGCGGGUAUGGCUCGAGACUGGCCCGACGCUAGAGGCAUCUGGCACAACAAUGAGAAAACCUUUCUCGUAUGGAUCAACGAGGAAGAUCACACCCGUGUGAUCUCCAUGGAGAAGGGAGGCAACAUGAGAAGGGUCUUUGAGCGUUUCUGCAAGGGUCUCCAAGAGGUUGAGAGACUAAUUCAGGAGAAGGGUUGGGAAUUCAUGUGGAAUGAGCGUCUGGGUUACAUUCUCACCUGCCCGUCAAACCUGGGCACUGGGCUGCGAGCUGGAGUCCAUGUUAAUCUUCCUCGCCUCAGCAAGGACCCACGUUUUUCUAAAAUCCUGGAUAACCUGCGGCUCCAGAAAAGAGGGACUGGAGGAGUGGACACGGCCGCUGUUGGGAGCACUUUUGAUAUUUCCAAUCUGGACAGGCUGGGCCAAUCAGAGGUCCAGCUGGUGCAGACUGUGAUAGAUGGAGUGAACUAUCUCAUUGAAUGUGAGAGGAAACUGGAGAAAGGCCAAGACAUCAAAAUCCCCGCCCCCAUCAGCCAGUUUAAAUAGACUGGGCGAUCUUUCAUAGCUCCUCCCUGUCUCCUGGCUCCAACCUCUCGUGUGCUCCUCCCACCUUUAAAUAUUCCGCUAAAACCGAUCCAUAAAGCAUGCCUCUGUGUUACAUCCGACAUAUUCGACACUCCAGUAUAACACAGGAGUGAAUGUAUCGUACAUCAUGAUUGUGUUCAUUUGUGGCGUUAAUGAUUUGUCACAAUGUAUCUUACUUGAAUGUGUUGCAAUAACAUUAUUACAGCCAUUGUUGAAAAUUGCCUCAGGUGUACAAGAAUUAAACAGGUUUUUGUCAAAGAUGCUGAUGAUAUAAAUUGAUGAAGGAUCCUGA
This is a messenger RNA of Danio aesculapii, 1764 nucleotides long. It is a transcript of the gene ckmt1, whose product is annotated as creatine kinase, mitochondrial 1. Gene Ontology annotation, molecular function: creatine kinase activity. Gene Ontology annotation, biological process: phosphocreatine biosynthetic process. NCBI's taxonomy places the organism in Eukaryota, Metazoa, Chordata, Actinopteri, Cypriniformes, Danionidae. The record is from RefSeq and is a predicted model, not a curated record. Gene Ontology annotation, cellular component: mitochondrion. The transcript is spliced from 10 exons. Bases 180 to 1433 code for a protein of 417 amino acids.